Guyanagaster necrorhizus is the source of this 555-nucleotide messenger RNA. RefSeq lists its product as uncharacterized. Bases 1 to 555 code for a protein of 184 amino acids. Lineage: Eukaryota; Fungi; Basidiomycota; Agaricomycetes; Agaricales; Physalacriaceae. The transcript has 3 exons. The record is from RefSeq and is a predicted model, not a curated record.
AUGCUACAAGUCCUUUCGAAUGUGUCGGUGUUACCUACAGCAGCAUUGGACGCUGAAGGAGAUACGCUGGCAGACACCGCUGCACUUGAAGAUACAGCGGAGCGGCUGGUGCUCGAUACGCUAGAUAUGGUGAUACUUGACGGCUCUGAGAAGGUGGUGGAAGGGGUCAAGAGACUGGUCGUUUCGAUAGAAGUGGACAGGGUCGAGAGACUGGUUGUUGCGACGGAAGUGGAUAAAGUCAAGCUACCUGACGAGGAGAUUGACGACGUCGAUGAAACUGUGCUUUCCGUAGAGCUGCUGCUCGCACUCUCCGAUGAGGAUCUCGAUACCGGGCCAGGCCCCCCCGAUAUCGGUAUCGCAGUUGUUGUCGAUGGAAGAGGGUCCAAGCUGGUCGAGCUGCAUGGUGGUAGCACCGACAGCGUCGACGUUGGCUCGACAUCGCUAUCGCUAGUCGAGAUGGGCUCGAUGGUGAAUGUCUGUGCUGCGACCCAGGCUGCGGACGCCAGCAAUACAAGCGCGAACUUCAUGAUGGUCGAAGGAUGGCCGGCCAGCUGA